GGCUGAGCGAGGCCAUACCCAGACCAUUCAGGAUACAGUGUACAAGGUGAACUCACUGGCAGGGUGCGCUACAGGGGAAGUUGAGCCACGAUAGCGGGCACCGAGUCAUCUGGCAUGACAGCGGGCACCGGUUCACCAAGCUCGACAGCGGGCACCGAGUCAUCUGGCACGACAGCGGGCACUGAGGCAUCUGGCACGACAGCAGGCACCGAGUCACCUGCACGACAGUGGGCACUGGUUCACCAGGCUCGACAGCGGGCACUAAGCCAUCUGGCAUGACAGCGGGCACCGGUUCACUAAGCUCAACAGCGGGCACCGAGUCAUCUGGCACGACAGCGGGCACCGAGUCAUCUGGCACGACAGCGGGCACUGAGUCAUCUGCAGAACAGCGGGCACCAAGGCAUCAGGCACGACAGCGGGCACCGAGUGAUCUGGCACGACAGCAGGCACCGAGUGAUCUGGCACGACAGCGGGCACCG
Messenger RNA from Staurois parvus, 479 nucleotides. NCBI's taxonomy places the organism in Eukaryota, Metazoa, Chordata, Amphibia, Anura, Ranidae. The record is from the annotation of a GenBank genome assembly.